UGUAUUUUAGGUAACAAAUAUAAUUUAAGGUGGAUUUGGCAUACUGACGACCCACAAUUUUAAUUAGGCUAUUUCGAACAAUUCAAAAGAAAGAAAACAUCUUGAUCAUAUAGCCGAAACUGGAUUUUUUUUCUCACUUUGCACCGCUCAGCCCGACCAAAAACAACAUCAACAAACCAAACAAACGUUGCAUUCGAUCAACAGAGCUGAGGUUGGGUGAAUUUCACAGACGGCUUCAAAUAAGAAUGCCCCCCUCCUAGCCGUGUCUGCCGGGUGGAUCAAUGCUUAGCGCACUGUUCAUUUCAAACUCAUCUUACGCGGAGUCCGCUAUUCGCUUCCUCUGAGUACCUGGGUCGCAUCUAUCAGGCAAGGCCCACAGUAGCCCACUGCGAGGGGUACCAGAAGAUGGAUAUGUAGUUUGGACUAUUGCCGAUCAGUCGGUCUGGUUGGAAUGUUGGUGGUCUAGCAACUGGAGUAGGAGAAAUAUCAUCCUUCCUAGUAGCUUACUGCUGUUCUCUACGCUGCCUUGUUCGGUGUUUUUUGAAGAGGCCCGAAAGCACAAAAUGUCGACCAGAACGCCAUUGCCCACUGUGAAUGAACGCGAUACCGAAAAUCACACGUCUGUGGAUGGAGGCCCGGAGCCGGCCGCCCCGCCCACCAAGUCUGGCAGCCGGCAGAGUCUACCGCGCUGCAGGAACUCGGUGACCUCCAUCACAGAUGAGCAGCCUCACAUUGGCAACUAUCGACUGAUGAAGACUAUUGGCAAGGGCAACUUUGCCAAAGUGAAACUGGCACGCCACGUGCUGACCGGGAGAGAGGUAGCCGUAAAGAUAAUUGACAAGACACAGUUAAACCCAACUAGUCUACAGAAGGUGAGUCAAAAGCUCUUUCGUGAAGUAAGGAUUAUGAAGAUCUUGAAUCACCCUAAUAUUGUUAAAUUAUUUGAAGUGAUUGAGACGGAGAAGACCCUUUAUUUAAUAAUGGAGUAUGCCAGUGGAGGAGAAGUAUUUGACUACUUGGUUGCACAUGGGAGAAUGAAGGAAAAAGAAGCCAGAGCAAAGUUCCGUCAGAUUGUAUCAGCUGUGGAAUAUUGUCAUCAAAAGAGAAUAGUUCAUAGAGACCUCAAGGCUGAGAACCUACUCCUGGACGCAGACAUGAAUAUUAAAAUAGCAGACUUUGGCUUUAGUAAUGAGUUCACCAUUGGCAGCAAGCUGGACACCUUCUGUGGCUCCCCGCCCUACGCUGCCCCUGAGCUCUUUCAAGGCAAAAAAUAUGACGGGCCCGAAGUGGACGUGUGGAGCCUGGGGGUCAUCCUGUAUACGCUGGUCAGCGGCUCGCUGCCUUUUGAUGGACAAAACCUCAAGGAGCUGAGAGAGAGGGUGCUACGGGGAAAGUACCGUAUUCCCUUCUACAUGUCUACAGACUGUGAGAACCUGCUGAAGAAGCUCCUGGUCCUCAACCCUGGCAAGAGGGGCAGCCUGGAGCAAAUCAUGAAAGACCGCUGGAUGAACGUGGGCCAUGAGGAGGAGGAGCUCACGCCCUACACAGAACCAGAGCCGGACUUCAAUGAUCCCGACAGAAUAGAGCUGAUGGUCACUAUGGGCUUCCCAAAGGAUGAGGUCACGGACUCCCUGGUGGGCCAGAAGUAUGAUGAGGUCAUGGCCACAUACCUGCUGCUGGGAAGGAAAAACGCUGAGUUUGAGGGGAGUGAAUCGCUGUCCAACCUCAAUUUGUGCCAGAGGACUCGGCCCAGCAGUGACCUCAAUAACAGCUCCGGCCAAUCACCUGCCCACACCUCAAAAGUCCAGCGCAGCACAUCGGCCAGUCAGAAGCAGCGGCGCUAUAGUGAUUAUGUGGCGCCCUCUAUCCCCCCAGCCGUGUCCUACACCAAGCGCGCGCAGGCCAACAGUGUGGAGGGGGAGAAGAAGGAAGAGUGGGACAACACGCGCAAGCUGCCCACCUCCAGCUCCAAAGGAGAGAUGGCCGCCUCUCCACUGGUCACCCAGGAGCACCGGAGGUCCACCACAGCCUCAGGGACCAGUACAGCCGGAGCGAUGACACGGAGGAACACGUACGUGUGUGAACGCUCCAGCACCGAACGCUACUCGGCCAUCCCCAACGGCAAGGACAGCAGUUUAAGUGAGAUGUCUGCCUCAGCUAGUGGCACGUCCCCAUCCGCAGGCAUGGCCUCCACUCGGUCACGUCACAUGAAGUCCAUGUCCGCCUCAGGGCACCCUGUGAAGUCCCCUCUGCCUCCCAUUGAGGACAACGCCGAGUACAAAGGCUCGAGCACACGUGCCCCCACGGCCUCCCCCUCGGCCCACAGCAUCAGCAGCAGCACUCCUGACCGCACACGGUUUCCGCGGGGCACGUCCAGUCGCAGCACUUUCCACGGCGGGCAGCUCCGGGACCGGCGCAGUGCCACCUACAACGGGCCGCCCGCCUCGCCCUCCCUCUCCCACGACACGGGGGCUCUCGCCCAGGCACGCCGCGGCACCUCCUCGGGCAUCAUCAGCAAGAUCACCUCCAAGUUUGUGCGCAGGGUUCCCAGUGAGGGUGAGACCAGAGCCAGGACUGACAGUCUGAGGAGCACGUCUGGGGAGCCCAAGGAGGACGGCCGUGACUCUAAGCCGCGCUCGCUGCGCUUCACCUGGAGCAUGAAGACCACGUCCUCCAUGGAGCCGUCAGACAUGAUGCGUGAGAUCCGCAAGGUGCUGGACGCCAACAACUGUGACUACGAGCAGCGCGAGCGCUUCCUGCUCUUCUGCGUCCACGGCGACGCCCGGCAGGACUGCCUGGUCCAAUGGGAGAUGGAGGUGUGCAAGCUGCCCCGCCUCUCGCUCAACGGCGUGCGCUUCAAGAGAAUAUCGGGCACCUCCAUCGCCUUCAAAAACAUUGCCUCCAAAAUAGCCAACGAGCUGAAGCUCUGAAGAGAGAGAGUGACCCAGUAGAACAUGGAAGAAGAAGAAGAAGAAGAAGAAGAAGAAGAAGAAGAGCUAUGGAGUUAGACAUGGGAGAUGAGGGGGUGCAACAUGCCCUGCUUCCUCAGUUGUUUUCCAUCCCCGCUGGUAGCAGAGGACUUGAAUGCCAUUUUCAAUUUACUGCUUUUUUCAGGCUACUGGUGUGUGGGUUGGUAAGUGGGAAAAAAAGGUUCUUAGUACUUUUCGCUCCCUCCAGAAUCUGAUCCUUGAUCUCCACUAAGGCUGUUCCUUUGGGCAUGUCAAUCCCCAGUCCAGUGAAGUCGGGAUGUACCAGGAGCUCAGUUGAGAAUCAUCGUUCUGAUCGAAUUUGAAUCCAACUGAAUUCCUGGUCGUGUCCCGAGUUUCCUGAACGGCCCUUAGUUCGCCCUUCGUCCUAGAGCCUUGCUUAUUACUUUUGAGGCUAACGCAACCAUCAUUGCAAUAAUAAACCGUAUUGAUGGCCUGCUACUCUUAGUUCUCUCGCUUGAACUACCUUUUGUAGGGGGGGCAACCACCACAGACUUCUACAGAUACUUUUUUCCAUUAUGUACAGGUUAUUUAGAGAAUGUUUUUGUCAACCUUGACUGUUUAUAGAGUUGUAUAAUACAAGGUGCUUUCAGCAUUAUGUCUGAAAGUGUUUGUAUAGUCUUUGGGUUGUGUACAGAAAAAAAGAACUGUAUGUUUUAACGUCAUACUGUUAUUUUUUAUUUUGAUUCUGUUCAUGACAUGAUUAGCAUCUUUUUAGUGCGUUGUUUUAAUGUUUUUCACAAGAAAAAAAAUACUUUUUACUUUCAAAUAUGGAGCCUAGUCCUCAAAAAUAACAGUUGAAUAGCAGUAUUUUUGAAAACGUUAGCAUGUCACAUUCAAACACCAGUUACAUCCACCCAUAAUGCAUCUGUAGUAAGUUUUUGGUUCUACAAAACAAAGGAGAAUGUUUUCUGUUGACAUGGCAUUGAACAUGAAUGGCACUCCUCCUCUUCCCCUUUUAUGUGGGACCAUCUUGAUUUGAAUAUUUAAUGUUUUCUGAAUAUUUAAUGAACACUGAAGACUACUCUAUAAAUGGUACUGUAUUGUAGGCAUACUAUAGUAGGACUGGCCUCUGAUUUGACCUUAAGCUGUGCUCACACUACUCACUGCUGGGUUUGUCUUUAACGCUGCCCUGGAGUCUACAGCUCAAAACUGUUGGCUGAGAACGCCUUGGAUUUUCUUUCCUCCCCCCCCCCCCCCCCCGCCAUACAUCAUGCCUUCUCUUUUGCUGCUCUGCCUGUCUUUGCACCCUGACCCCCUGUGAUGUUAGAACCCAAACCAUGUUCCCCAUGUAGGAGGUGUCAUUUCAAUGAGUUUGGUCUCCAUGGUUUUGGACUGAGUGACGGAGAGAAGCCGGCGGAAGAGUUGCCGUAAAACCACUAGAGCUGCGUGUAUGGUGUAUUGUGCUAAGUGAAAAGGGUGAAAUGUGCAAUGAGCGUCUGUAUUGUGGCGAUCACCAACUGUUCUGAGGCAGUGCUGAGCAGGAGGGAAAAGAGAUGCUCAAGCCACACACCGUAAGGGACAGGAAGGGAAGGUGAGGAAUACAAUACAGUCCAUUUAUUAUUUGAAGCGCUUUUUCUCUGUUUAGAGAAAACAUAUGUAAAGGUUUUAAACUGUGAGUACCCCCAACUUCUCCCUACUCGUAGCUGUGUGUGGAUAAUGUAUGUAUGUGACUGAACAUGUGUGUGUGUGUGUGUGUGUGUGUGUGUGUGUGUGUGUGUGCGGGUUUGAAGGGUGAUGUUGGGAUGGCACUGAUUUAUUUUUUAUUGUGAUGGUACUUUUGUCACCUGGAGAACACGUGUUCUGUUUCUGUUGCCUUACCAGAUGGCAGUGCUCUGUGCUCAAGAGUCAUUCAUAAGUUACUAGCUCCCCUGUCCCCCAGAUCUUGUUUUGUUCCCUGCUCCCCUCACUACCAUCCUGAAAAAAAAAAACAUCCAUGAAAAAGUUGACUGGUUGUCUGAACUCACUGAUGCACACUAUUAAAAGAGACUUGAAA
This is a messenger RNA of Sardina pilchardus (European sardine), 4983 nucleotides long. RefSeq names its product MAP/microtubule affinity-regulating kinase 1 (gene mark1). Gene Ontology annotation, cellular component: cytoplasm. The transcript is spliced from 18 exons. NCBI's taxonomy places the organism in Eukaryota, Metazoa, Chordata, Actinopteri, Clupeiformes, Clupeidae. Gene Ontology annotation, biological process: intracellular signal transduction; microtubule cytoskeleton organization; protein phosphorylation. The coding region runs from base 564 to 2930 and encodes 788 amino acids. The record is from RefSeq and is a predicted model, not a curated record. Gene Ontology annotation, molecular function: tau-protein kinase activity; protein serine/threonine kinase activity; ATP binding.